AUGUCUAAAAGACCCGUUUUGGAAGAAGUCGACGAUGACGACAUCGACAACAUGGACAUGGACAUUGCCCAGUUCGAUCCAUCGCUCCGCACACCCAUCGCACCCAUCAACAAACCGGUGAUCACCCGUUCCCAAGAUUCCGAACCCAACUUGCCUCUAUUCCCUCCACAGACCGCACAGCCGGAGUUGGAUCUUGCGCGUGGCGAUGCCUCCAAGGAGAUCAUCAACUCCACCAAGUUUUCCGAGGAGGAGAAGUCGGAAAUCAAGAAAAUGCAGCUCAUCUAUCCAUGCUACUUCGACGCCAACAGAACACACAAGGAAGGCCGCCGUGUGAGCCAGGAGUUGGCUGUCGAGAACCCAAUCGCAAAGACUAUUGUAGACUGUUGUCGCCUGCUUCAGCUUCCGGCCAUUCUUGAGUUGGACAAGUCUCAUCCACAAGACUUUGGAAACCCUGGAAGAGUGCGUGUGUGCUUGAAAGAGGACGGAGAGAGCGUUGCUUCAGAGUAUCGUACCAAGAGAGCAUUAUUCAAUGAAAUUUCGCGCUACUUGAAGCUGCAUCCCACAACAUUGGCCAGCGUUGGCAAGAACCUGGGUCUUCCUAUUCCGGCCGAGUAUGAGCAAGGUUUUGAGGCUGAGGAGUUGCCUAAGGUCAAGGGUUUCCGCAUGAACACUAUCGUACCUGUACACCUGAAUUUGACCAUGAAGCAUCCAAUGACAAAGCAGAUAUACGAACCUGAGCCUGAUGCGCCUGCACCUCCAAAGCCGGUAAAGGCGCCAAAGAAAAAAGUGAUGAAAAUUAGGGGAUGA
This is a messenger RNA of Australozyma saopauloensis, 807 nucleotides long. It is a transcript of the gene SEC65, whose product is annotated as RNA-binding signal recognition particle subunit. Lineage: Eukaryota; Fungi; Ascomycota; Pichiomycetes; Serinales; Metschnikowiaceae. Gene Ontology annotation, biological process: SRP-dependent cotranslational protein targeting to membrane, signal sequence recognition; SRP-dependent cotranslational protein targeting to membrane. Gene Ontology annotation, cellular component: signal recognition particle, endoplasmic reticulum targeting. Gene Ontology annotation, molecular function: 7S RNA binding. The record is from RefSeq and is a predicted model, not a curated record. Bases 1 to 807 code for a protein of 268 amino acids. The transcript has a single exon.